Closterium sp. NIES-67 is the source of this 1824-nucleotide messenger RNA. The record is from the annotation of a GenBank genome assembly. Lineage: Eukaryota; Viridiplantae; Streptophyta; Zygnematophyceae; Desmidiales; Closteriaceae.
CUAGAGUUCUUCUUCCUUCCCUUGCUCUAUUGUAGAGCUGCGGCUUCGAGCUCCCUUCUCUCCUCGUUGUUCCACUGCCAUAUGCGGGGUUCUUGUAUGCAAUUUAGUGGAGCAAUAGUGUCUAUCCCCGUCUGCCUGUUCUGCUCAACAGACGAAAGCGCUGCCGCCACGUGCUUGUAAGACGCUUUGCUCGAGAGCCAUUUCCAGCCUAUCCGCACCAUCGGCCCGACAAAGCAGACUGAAAACCCCUCUGCCGCUCAAAGCCGACUUCAACGCGAAUAAGAAGCCGACACGCGAGUCGGGGGUCCACUUCCUUAGAGCGUUCGCAGCGCUACUUAGCACCGUCAAUCUGCCUACACGUCGCGCUCGCGAAAGCAGGAUCCCCCACGCUCACUUUCGGCGGCGCUUCCUGAAAUACCAGUUCCAAUCGCUCUCUGAUCCUUGCGUAGUUCGCGCGUCUUGGCGUGUCUUGGCGUGUCUUAGCGUGUCUUGGCGCGUCUUGGCGUGACUUGGCGUGUCUUGGCGUAUCUUGGCGCGCCGUUUUGGUGGUUGGUGCGCGAUGGGGUGCGCGUGUUCCUGCCCGUUUUUCGACGACGAAGUUCCGGAUCCCGGCGCCCCCCCCGGCGGAGGCAUUCCGGCCUUUCAGCCUGCGCCACCCGCGGUCGAGGGCUCGGGCGUGGGCCCGCAGCGGUCGGAGCAAAUAGUCGUUCCGCGGCUGAAGAUAGACGAGUUUAAAGAGGCCACGGACAACUUCGCGCCCGCGAACAUGCUGGGCGAGGGGUCGUUCGGGCGCGUCUACCAGGGCUCGCUCAACGGCCGGCCCGUGGCGAUUAAGAAGCUGGACGGGUCGCAGCCCGAAAACGAGUUCCUCGAAGGGGUGUCGACGGUGAGUCAGCUGAAGAGCGAGAGCGUGACUCAGCUGAUCGCCUUCUGCUCCGACGGCGCUCAGCGCGUGCUCGCGUUCGAGUUCGCCGCGCACGGCAGCCUGCACGACAUACUGCACGGUCGCAAGGUAGCCCGCAAGACCGACGUCCCGCCCAUAACCCUGUCAUGGCACCAGCGCGUGAAGAUAGCCCUGGGCGCAGCCAAGGGUCUGGAGUACCUACACGAGAAGGCCAACCCGCCGCUGGUGCACAAAUCGGUCAAGUCCGCAAACGUGCUGGUGUUUGAGGACUUUGACGCCAAGAUUGCGGAUUUUAACGUGGCGAACGAGGCCCCGGACCAAGGGUCCAAAAUGGUGUCAACUCGUGUCCUGGGCACGUUUGGAUAUAAUGCACCGGAGUAUGCCACGCUGGGCCGGCUGACGCAGAAGAGCGACGUGUACAGCUUUGGCGUGGUGCUGCUGGAGCUGCUCACAGGCCGCAAGCCAGUGGACCCCAACAUGCCCAGAGGCCAGCAGUCGCUCGUCACAUGGGCAACUCAAGGCCGAUUGGCGGAGGAUAGAGUCAAGUCAUGUGUGGACCCCAAGCUCAAAGGCAACUUUCCUGAGAAAUCCGUAGCCAAGUUUGCCGCCCUAGCAGCCCUUUGUGUGCAGUAUGAUGCUGACUUCCGCCCUAGCAUGAGCAUUGUGGUUCGGUCACUCACACCACUUGUGAAGGAAGCUGCUUCUUCCGGAGAGGCAUAUGGAUGAGUGUGGUGUGGGACCAGAUUUAUGUUUUACGGUACUAGGAAGUAAUAGCAUAGCAUCGCCAUCCUAGAAAUUCAGACGUAGCAUGUAUGUAGGUCGAUGAUGGUAUGAUAUCAGUCUCGUUGCAGGUCCACUUUUGAACUCUCUAAUUUAGAAUAUCAUCCCCUUAGCGGGAGUGUUGGAAAUAUCUCGAGGAC